Synchiropus splendidus (mandarinfish) is the source of this 4310-nucleotide messenger RNA. It is a transcript of the gene cfap91, whose product is annotated as cilia and flagella associated protein 91. The record is from RefSeq and is a predicted model, not a curated record. The transcript is spliced from 17 exons. NCBI's taxonomy places the organism in Eukaryota, Metazoa, Chordata, Actinopteri, Syngnathiformes, Callionymidae. The coding region runs from base 1399 to 3381 and encodes 660 amino acids.
GGUUACGUUAACGGUGAGAGGUCGGUGACAAUGUAUGAUUUUUUUUUUUUUGAAGACAACCACUCUUAAAAAAGAUGGAUUAACAAAAACACUGUGAGGUCUGGGUGAGAUACGCUUAUGGACACAUGUCCAUCGCAGUAUCUGAAAUUGUUCUUAAGGCUCAGCAGAUACAUUAGCAACAAUGAUGAUGUCGAUGAAUAAGAAGGCCUAUGACCGAGUUUCAAGGGAGGAAGUAUGCUUCAGUAUGAGGAAGUCUUUGGCAUCAGGGAAGUAUGAGACAGCGGUGAGGUGUGCUGUAGGAAUUUGCUCCUUCCGAUGGAUGGAGAGAGGGGUCCUCAUGGACUAUGAUGUUUGUGGAUGAUGUUGGGAUUUUGUCGUGUGAGUGAAGAGGAGUAGCAGGAGAAGGUGGAGGUGGGAGCAGGAGAAAAGGGAGAUGAAGGACACUGGAAGCAGGAGGAAGAACGGCAACAAUUGGCAGCGUUUGGUUCAACUGUUUAGAUUUCAAACACUUACUUGUUACGCUCAGACUGAAGUUGCAAACCUCGCGAGACCGAGAGAGAACCAGCUCACCACUAUAGAACCCAACGUCGCUCUCUGAGAAGUUUGGUAUGUGCAGGACCGUCUGGUUGGUGGCCUGCAGUGUGAUGUACAAUCCAUCUCUGCAGGUGUUUUCACUAUUGUGUUGAAACGUCACUCUACAUUUGUUAUUUUUCGUCUGAAUUUUCCAGAUAACAUGUAGAAAAGGAUUGGACUGGCCCCGACAUGUUAGAUUGACGUAGCUCCCAAGCUCAAACGAUAAAGGGACCUCUGCAAAGAAGCAUAAACAAAGACUUACUUAGUCCACUGGACCAAAGAAUCAAAGAGUGAAGCAUCUGUUGUCAUCUUUCCAUCUAGUUAUGGUUACGGUAUUAGGAAUUUAUUGACCGCUAACCUUGUGUAUCAAGGCGGAAAAGUUCCAUCUCAGCAAACAUUUAAACACUCACCAUGCAUUUAAUGCUAACUGUCAAUGAACCCAAUGGAAAACUACAACAACAAUAAUAGAAUUUCAUACCUGAGGUCACGCUCCAAGCUUUAUAUAUGAUGAGGACAGUGAAAAUCCAAACACUCUCCAUCAUAUAUCAAGCUGAGAAAAACAUCGACCAUGAGGCUGUCGAUGACAUUUCAGUCUGUCUGUGCCAUGCGCCGUGUCAGCACAGAAUCUUUGAUGGAUCAUCGUAAAACCCACACGACAGCGUCAGACGCUGAAACCCUCCUCCUUCCUCCCUCUCCAACCAAAGACUUCUCGAAUGACUCAAUGAUCCCGUCUACACCGUUGCAUCCGAAGUGGACCAUGUCCGAGCCAACCUCAGGGCAUAUGCUUCAAAAGACAGACUUAAGAAAGUCCCAGUUUUUGAGUCCAUGUUCAGCUGUCUGCCCCACCACCCAAGUUAUUCCGUCCAACUGGACCCAGUGGACCCAGUACCGGGCUAUGUUGACCGGCGCUGGCGAGGUCACGCUGAGCGCCGGCAGCUAGUGUUGAAGCAGCUAACAGGUGUCAUGAUGCCUCACCGCCAGGAGUGUCAUGUGACCGGCGCAGACCGCUGGAAAUUCUUUAACAGCCCACAGAUUCCGCUGAGUCAGCAGACUUGGAUCGACCAUAGUUUGCCUUUUCCAAAAAGCCAAGACACACUUGGAAAAUAUGCCGAGCACCGAGCUACCCACCGCACAGUGGGUGUUCAAACAGACUACAGAGAAAGUGAAACUCAGACAGAGCCGUACAGCCCAGAGUAUGCUGUAAAGCCUGGCACCACUCCAGCAGAGCUGCUCUCCCUGGCUGUUUUGACGUGGGGCAGGGGUCUUCCAGCAGGCCUGGCAGAGGUAGAGAGAAUCGAGCGGGCGCGCGAGAAGCGCAUCUGGGAGGCCACGCUGCCUCCGUUGGAAGAUCUGAGUCAGCUGGACAAAAGGAGGCGGAUGAUGGAGCAGAAGGAGACGGAGGAGUGGGCCUUCAGGGAGGCGGAGAUACAGAAGCUACAGGAGGCUCGCCUUGCUGUACUCAAGCACCUGCUGAAGCAGAGAGACGUGGCCCAGACCGAGGCUGCGAAUGACAGACUGAAGAAAGUACACGCUGAGCUGCUGAAGAACAAGGAGGUGAAAUUAAACAAGAUCAACAGCGACUACAUGAGGGCACUGAGGAAACUGGAAACUCGACGGAAGAACGUGGAGGGGAAGCUGACCAGAGGCGGACUUGUCAAGGGCUCCAUGGAGGACUAUGUUCGGAGACAUGCGCCGACAGCGAUGUUGAAGGCGGGCAGCAAGCGGGAGAUGCCGCUGCUAUCUGAAACAUUUGAAGGUUUGCUAGAGUUUGAGUCACGACUUCACUCCGCUGCUCUGAAGCAGAAGAAAAAGCCCACGACCGUGAAAAUCGACCCCUCAGAGAGCAAGGACUUGGCUGUGAUCCAGAAAUAUAAGAGCCUCAGAGAGGUGAAGAAAGAAGAGACGACCAGACGUGCAAGUGUCGCUGUCAGGAAGGAGAAGCAGGGUCCUCGCCCAGUAACGCCGACAGUGGAGGAGCCUCAAGAGGAGGAGAAGGAGCUGGCGGUCAUGACUCUGCAGAAGCUACUGAGAGGACGAAGUGUUCAAUACAAGAUGUGUGUUGGGAAGGAGAACCGCAGGGACCUCAUCAGAGAACUGAGGUCCGGUCACACUUUGCACAAGGAUGAGGAGGAUCAGCUGAAGGCUGAUAAGGAGCUGGUGAUGACCCUGAAGAGUCGGAGAGACCAGCGGCGACAUGAGGCUUUGCAGCAGAAGGCUUCUCUGGCAGGGAUGUUGGCUGCGGAGCUUGAAAGCACAUUCAGCACGUUGUCCAAGGAGCUGAUCCACCUUCAGGAGGAACGCAGGAUCCACGCGUUCGCUCUGCUAGCCGAACGAGACCGACGCAUGCGCGAGGCGGAGGAGAGCGGAAGAAGACAAGCGGAGGAGCGCAGACGUAUAGAGGAAGACGAGAUCUUCAGACAAGUGGUUCAGGUGCAUCAGGAGACGGUGGACUCGUAUCUGGAGGACGUCAUUUUGGAUGCGGUGGAUCAGACGGCGGACAAGCAGGCCAGAGAGGAAGUCCACAAGAUGGCGAGAGAGGUCAACGACAUCGCCUACGCCAUGGAGGAGAGUCGGAACACUCACCAACCUGAGGAGAUCGUGUCCGAGUUGGUCUACAGCUUCCUGAUCCCGGAGGUGGAGAAGACCCGAGUGAGGCACGCAGUGCAUCAGAAGCAGCUCAGGCACCUGCAGGCAGCUCGCUCCAUCAUUCACGGACCUUCUCAACCCUUCACUGAAACCUCAAAGUCCCUGCAGAUGGACUGUGGCCCUAAAGAUCCGGGGACGGGGGAAGAACCGCCGACACACUGAGACAAUGCUCCUCGCCAGCUGCACUCAUGACUGAGCUGCGCAUAAUAAAUGGCUGAAUUAUGAAUAUUCUCUGACCAAAUAAUCGCUGUUAACAGCAUCUUCUUGAGACGAUGCGUGGUUUCUCUGAGCCUGGCUGAAACCCCCAACGGAAGCUAGAAAAAAACCACAUCUCCUGCCUUUGGUUAGCAGAGUGAAAAAGUGGCGAGUCAGAUUGCAACUGUGUUUCUCACUGGAGGUUACGACUCUGGUACUUUCCUUCAGGCCUUGCCUCUGUACACAGUACACACAAUAUAGACGCACACGAAUGGCAGUGACUGUGUGCCUGAGCCUGUCGGUGACAUCAGCCCGCACUCGAUGGAGAACUGACACAUACGACAUGCAAGAGAUGAGCACUUCUUGCUCCUUCUUGCACUCAGUGUGUUUAGUGUUUCAACCUGACAAUUUUAGCGGUGAUGUCGGGCAAAAGCUUUUUCUGAAGAAGAAAUCGAGGUGGUUAUUUUGAAUUGUUUUUGGACUCCAGUGCAUGGAGUUAUUACAAACAGAAUAUACUGUAAACUUCUUAGAUCUGUAUUUUACAAACUAAAGUUUCCAUGAAACCAAAAGAACCACGUCAUCUGUGAGAUGUUUUUCAAUGACAGUGCUUCGAAAAAAUAUUAGUUAUCACUCAGAACACUCCACGAUGCUAGUAAGAAAACUGAAAAACUAUAUGGAAAAUAUUGCUCAUUGGUUGCUGUUUUAAGUCAUAUUUUCCUCUUCUGCUGUCACAUGGUUCUUUAAAUUAGUAUUUUUUAAUUCAUUUUUUUUCCCCAUUGAUUUAUUUUUAUUAUUAUUCGUGUUUUAUUUCUUACUCAUAUUUUCAAUGGGAAUGUAUUGUUGUAUGUAUACGGUAUUGUAAACUCCCUUUUCUUAUUGCUUUCUUUAUUUUUGUA